Messenger RNA from Tetrahymena thermophila SB210, 1770 nucleotides. RefSeq names its product SCP-like extracellular protein, putative. Lineage: Eukaryota; Ciliophora; Oligohymenophorea; Hymenostomatida; Tetrahymenidae. The transcript is spliced from 4 exons. The record is from RefSeq and is a predicted model, not a curated record.
AUAUUUAUUGAUUUAUUUGUUUAGUUACUUAGUUUUCUAAAGAAAGUAUAUUUUACUUAUUUGUUUCUAGUAAUAUUAAUAUUAUAUUUUAGUAAUUAAUAAAUGGGAAAUAGCCAAGAUAAAAAUUAAGAUUAUUAGAAUGUGAGCUAAAGACCGGAUUCGUAGAGAAAUAACAACUCUUAAAAUAAGAACGCUUUAAUGAGAAAAAUAUAGUCUUUAUACCCAUAGAUUAGUAACAAAGAACUUGAGAUCUUCGCUAAUUAAAACAAGGAUAUGAUAUUUUGGUCUGUUUAAGACCACGAUUUUGAGAAAAAAUUAUAAAAAAGUCUAGAAAAGCACUUCAGAGCUCAAGAGAGCAAAUAUAAUUAGCUUAUAGAAAGAUUAUAUGCCCAUAGGUAGGCUUAAAUGAAAGAUGUUAGCUUAGUAAAUAAUUAAUUUAUCUAAUCAGAUUAGCUGAAUGAUUAAGAUAUGCGAAUUAUCUUUGAAAAUGCUUCUUUGUUAGAAAAAAUUGAUAAGAUGAAAGACUUCUUUUUAAUAAAGCAUAACAAUCCUCUUUAGCUAAGUUUGCAUGUUACUUUUUUGGCAAACACAUUUAAGCAAAUCAUAGAUUUAGGGGAGAAAGAUGAAGAUUUUUAUGUCACUAUUGUAAAGGGGUAUACUUAAUUUCCAUCAAAUUUAAGUAAAUUGAUGUGCCUAUGUGGUUUUAUUGAAUUUAACGAAGAUGGACAAACAAUAGGUCUUUACUAUUAAAAGAGAAAUCCAAAUUUAAUAAAAACACUUUACAGAUAUUUAAAACAGAAAUAUCAUACAAAUAUAAAGUAAAUUGACACUAUUAUUAAAGAGAUAUCAGAACAGCAAUCCUUCAAGCAUCAGUCAACCGGAUUUAGUUUAGAAAAUUAUCAGAAACAAUAAUUUAAUAAUCUAUAAAUAUCUUAAAAUUAAGCUUAAAAUUUGAAAGAGCAAGUGUAGCAACAAAACCAAAUCAAUUAAAAUUAUAAUAUUGAUGCUUAAUAGCAAUCAAGAUCUAAUAACUCCUCAAAUAGUUAAUAAAAAUCAGAAGAUUAUUAAAAAUAUAAGGAGCAAUACGAGAAGUAGUAUUAAAAAAAAGAACUUGCUGGUAAAAUUACUUUGAGUUAAAAUCCAAUUUACUAGUAAAUUUCUACAGUGGUACAGAGUAAAUAAAUAUAAGAAAGAGUGAAAGCCUAAAUAGAGGCGAGGUAAAGAAGAGAAGAAAAAAAUAAAAGUGGAUAAGGGAAAUAGAAUUAAACUAAAAGUAAAGCGGAAGAUUUAUUAUUUGAUGAAAGUAACUUGACUGUUUAAACAUCUCAGUAAAGUGCUGAAGUGUCAUAAUUCGAGUUAUAAGACUUAAAUCCAAAAGAAACACCUGAAAUGAGAAUGAGCAGAGCUAUAAUAGAUUUAAUUAAUUAAUAUAGGAAAUAGAAUAAUAUGUUAUAACUAUAAUUUAGCCAAAAUAUUAUGCCUACUUGUGAGUAUCACUCGAGAAACAUUGCUAACAAUGAAGCUCCUUUCGGACAUGAUGGAUUCGAAGGCAGAGUCAGAGAAAUUAGUUUGUAUGCUGACUUCGUUCUAGUUUGUGAGUCUGUGGUAUAAUCAACAACUCCAGUUGACUGCCAAAAACUUGUUACUGAGUUAAUUAAUAAUGAAAGGCAUAAAAAAAAUUUACUUUCUCCGACUACUCAUGCAUGUGCUGGUGUGUAUAGCAAAUAGAACUCAGCGUUUAUCACUAUUAUUUUUUAUAAGUCUAGAUGA